GAUUGCACAUUCAAACUAAACGUCUGCAGUUAGGAGAGUAUUUUAUUCCGUGAAAAAACUAAUAACUGGUAAAAGCACGUCAAGAUGAGUAUAACUGCAACGAUCCCCAAGUGGCUUGCGUUGUCGUUCCUCGUUAUAUGGUUACUUGAUGGCAAUUCAUUUUAUGCGCAUGCAAGUUGUGACAAAUUCAGUUGUCCCAGAAGCACUAACUGCAUUGGAAAAAUAUGUGAUUAUUCAUGCAAUGAAAAAGAUCAGACCUGUGUUCAGGAAUGUUACGACGCAAAUUGCACCCCAAAAUGUAAUGUUGGUGUGAAACACUGCUCGCAAGAGUGCUCCUACAGUAAAACCUGCCAGCAAACAUGUAAUGCCAGGGAGACGUGCCAACAAAAAUGCAGGAAAGGAUCUGGAGAUUGCUCAUUGUCCUGCGAUACAAAACUCUGCAAGCAAGAAUGUUACAAAGAAGACUGCCAAGCAACGUGUAAUAAUGGAAGUAGAGCCAAAGAGACGUGCCAACAAAAAUGCUAUAAAGGAAAGUGUUCAUUAUCUUGCAACUCGAGAGACUGUCAGCAAGAAUGUUACAAGGGACAAGGCUGCCAAGCAGAAUGUUCAGGAGGAGAAACCUGCUCACAAGAGUGCUACAAGGCCAACUGCCAGCUGACAUGCAAUUCUAAGAGAUGUAAUCAAGUUUGUAAAUACAAAGGUUGUACAGCAACAUGCGGCCCUAAUGUCGAAGAAUGCACGCAGGACUGUAAGUACGGAGGAAAGUGCGUGUCCAAUGGUUCAAAGAGUAAAUACGACUGUGUAGGUAAACGAUAAGGUAUCUCACUGAUGGCCUUACUUCUUGUUUUUCAAGCUAAUUGAUGUAUAAGGUUGUGAUUUAAGUGUUUGAAAAUGUGAUUGUACUGUGCAUCCAUGCCUGACACUUAAGAUUGUAUUUGUAUUGAAUCUAGUGAUAAUGUGAACGUACGUUUUAUACACAGUGUAAUGGGUGAUUUUAGUUAAAAAAAGAAGAGUCCUGAAAAAGUUGGAUGAGAAAUUUUGUAAACAUCAGCUAAAAAAAUGUUGUCACCGUUUAAGUUGGGAUAAAGUGCGGAUGUGAACGGAAGGACGGACAAAAAGAAUAAAAUGCGGAUUGCGGACAAGAAGAAUAAAAUGCAGAUUUCCCAAGUGUGAAGUUUCAACUGCGUACAUUGAGUUUACAUAAACAAGAACUGUGUUUGUUUAAA
Dendronephthya gigantea is the source of this 1226-nucleotide messenger RNA. Its product is annotated as keratin-associated protein 5-4-like. The record is from RefSeq and is a predicted model, not a curated record. Bases 85 to 816 code for a protein of 243 amino acids. Lineage: Eukaryota; Metazoa; Cnidaria; Anthozoa; Malacalcyonacea; Nephtheidae. The transcript has 2 exons.